UUUUAGGGUAAGACAUUUUGACAGUCUACUUCUACAACUUAUAUUUUUAUAUUUCUUUUGCUUUCUCCUUAUUUUGUGUAUUAGAAUUAUUGAUUUAUUUAAUUAUGGUAAUAAAUUGUUAAAGGGAUUUGAGGUAAUGGCGAGCGACAUCGACAAAGGAAACUUUGGCGACAGCGCCCGUAACACAACGGUGUACGAUUUGAAAUCGAAAAACUCCAAUCAUAUUUUUGAUGGUGCUGGCGAAAAUAUACAAUACCAUAGUGAUUCGGAAUCCAUUGCUUCGAGGAAGAGUAAAACACGUUACAUAAACCCGGCUAUUUACAUUGAACCAGUGGAGUCUACUCAUUCUGUGACAUCUCUGCAGACGGACUCGUAUAUUUCUGAUAUAACCCCGCAUCCUCACAGUAGCUAUAGGAGUAACUCAACCCCGUUACUGAGCGGUCGAGAUUCCAGUUUUUCAUCUGGCAGUGUGAAAAGAAAGUCGUGUCGACUGACAGGUCCGGGGAACUUGCAAGACUUAGGUAAAGAAGAGGAAACACCGCGGUUUGAUCGCACCUACCGGGAAGAUGGACCCGAUACGUUUAGGUUAUCAGUGGCGUCCGUGUCCACCACGACCACGGCUAAGGAGGAACGGGAGCGAAACGAGAAGAAAAAACAGGAAGCGUUUAAGCAAUGGGUCGCAAGGAAAGACCAAGAGAAACGCGACAAGGCCAGACUUGAAAAGAUGAAAAGGCAAGCUGGGCCAACGACGUCACAAGAGCAACGUGAGGAGUCGUAUAGGAGGUGGUUAGAGCGAAAACGAACGCAGACGGAACGACAACGAGCCGAAGACAUCAUGCGGCAGUACCGUCAUAAUGAACAGCUAGAGCGAGAGAGAAACAAACGCGAGCGAGACAAGGAGGAAAAACUAGCCGAAUGGAUACGUAGGAAGGAGGAGGAGAUGAAACUAAUGAAAACUCGCGAAGAGCGCAGAGCGGCGCGGGCGUCUAUCGACGAGGAGCGUAGACGUGCGAAUGGCGAGCGAGCGUACAGGGACUGGCUUCGCACGAGCAAGAACAAGCCACUACCAGUGCCUCUCAAUCAAGGAGAACUUAGUAUGCGUGGUUCCGUGUCACAAAUGUAUAUAAAUCCCAUACCUUGGCAGUUCCCCACAUGAACAUCUAAGAAGAUAUUGUUGUAAUUAAUUGUAGGUACUUUUAAAAUUAACUGAUUAUGAUCGUUAUUAUUUGUGAGCACGUCAAAAUCAGAAUUUUGUGUGUAUACCAAACUGUUGUAAUGGUUGUUCUUAUUAUUUAGUAAUCAAUGUACUUCAUUUUAGAAUAAAUUUUCAAUUUUUAGAUUAACAUUUUGUUGUAGUCGCGUUGUUUACUUUAUCAGGGUUAUUGUUGAGAUGAAAUAUAACAGACAAGCUGAACGCUCGUUUAAAUAAAACAAGAUUGAUUU
Molecule: messenger RNA, 1443 nt
Organism: Trichoplusia ni (cabbage looper)
Lineage: Eukaryota; Metazoa; Arthropoda; Insecta; Lepidoptera; Noctuidae
Product: trichohyalin-like
Exons: 4
Coding region: 137-1156 (339 amino acids)
Source: RefSeq, a predicted model, not a curated record